Molecule: messenger RNA, 1639 nt
Organism: Bolinopsis microptera
Lineage: Eukaryota; Metazoa; Ctenophora; Tentaculata; Lobata; Bolinopsidae
Product: mitochondrial-processing peptidase subunit beta-like
Exons: 10
Coding region: 36-1478 (480 amino acids)
Cellular component (GO): mitochondrion
Molecular function (GO): metal ion binding; metalloendopeptidase activity
Source: RefSeq, a predicted model, not a curated record
CAACACUACAAAUCUAUUACAUUUAUUGAGGUAGGAUGUCAAGUUCUCGGCUGCAAAGUGUACUUGCGCGCCCACUGCGUAAGUUGGUACAAGCAAGAUGUAGUAGCAGUAAAGCUGUUGUUGCCCCUAUAGUAACCUCUGACUCUUAUCGAAAAUCCCUACUAAACAUAAACCCGACCGAAGUGACUACGCUGAGCAACGGACUACAUGUGUGUAGUGAGUACAUUGACACUCCUACUGCCACUGUCGGACUCUGGAUCAACGCUGGUAGUCGCUGGGAAAAUGCCGGAAAUAAUGGUGUCGCUCAUUUCUUAGAGCAUCUCGUUUUUAAGGGUACAUCCAACAGAACACAACACGAACUAGAAUUAGAAGUAGAAAACAUGGGAGCUCAUCUUAACGCUUACACUUCUCGGGAACAAACUGUUUAUUACGCAAAGUGUUUUGCUAAAGAUGUGGACAGGUCCAUGAAUAUCCUAGCUGAUAUCUUGCAGAACCCAAGACUUGAUGAAGGAGCUAUCGAUAGGGAACGACACGUCAUUUUGAGGGAGAUGCAGGAGGUGGAAACGAACCUACAGGAAGUGAUAUUCGAUCACCUGCACGCUAUUGCCUACCAAGGAACCCCAUUAAGCUACAACAUACUUGGACCUACCGAAAACAUCAAAUCUAUUGAUAGAGCGGAUUUGUUAGACUACAUUGGUCGCCACUACCAACCACACCAGAUUUAUCUGGCAGCAGCUGGAGGAGUAGAUCAUGCGGAACUGGUCAAACUGGCUGAGAAACAUUUCGGGGAUAUGCAAACUACAAACGUUUCAGAGGUCGAAUAUCCUGCAGCCAGAUACUCCGGAUCUACGAUGAACAACAGAGAUGACGCAAUGGGUCUCGCUCACGUAGCUCUGGCUGUAGAAGGUUGCAGCUGGACAAACCCUGAUUACUUCGCUAUGAUGAUCGCCAAUACUUUGAUCGGCAAUUGGAACAGGGCCCAGGGUGGAGGAAGGACAAUGCCUAGCGCCUUCGCAAGAAAAGUGUACGAACAAAAACACCCUCAGUCAUACAUGGCGUUCAACACCUGUUAUAAAGAUACUGGACUCUUCGGAGUAUACGGUGUUUGUGAGCCGGAUGAGGAUGCCGUCCGAAAGUUCAUCGGUGCAAUCCAAUCCGAAUGGAGGAGAAUCUUCCGCUCUGCAAGUCCCGGAGAAGUGCAGCGAGCUAAGAACCUGCUGAAAACUCUGCUGCUCGCCCAGUGUGACGGUUCAACUGCUGUCUGUGAGGAUAUAGGUAGACAAAUGCUCACCUACGGUAGGAGAAUACCCCUUGCUGAGAUCGAUGCCAGGGUUGAAGCUGUAACCCCUAGUGUGCUGAAGAAGGUUGUCGGAGAAUAUGUGUACGAUCGGGACCCCGUUCUCGUUGGAAUAGGAGCUACAGAGGGACUGCCAGAUCAGCUAUUAAUCAAGUUCCAACAGAGUAGUGGUAUGGACUAAGGUCUUCAGAUGCCAACGAAGGUUUUUCAGUAGCCGGUAGCAAACAUUAUAAAAACUACUCGUUCACACAAACUGUUUCCCUACUCCCUCUGUGAUCCGUCAAAUUUCGAUCUGUGUUAUUCAUUUUGUAUAAAUUAUUUGGAGUUUUCAUGAAACGGAUA